CUGGCUGCCACCGCAUGUCCCGGCGCGGAGAAGUCCAGGGCGGGAGGGGAGGCGAGCCGAGGCGGAGGAGAGGGAAGCGCGAGGGAGACGUCGCCUGACUGCGAUGACACCGGGCGCCGACGCCGUCAUCAUCGCCGUAGCAGCAGCCAGCCGGAGCGAGCAGGCCAGGAGCCGGAGAGCGGCCGAGGCGCCGUCCGUCCCGUCGUCCUACGUCGUCUGGGAGAAGGAGCGGUAACUGGUUCGAUAUAUUGGUCGAUGGCGAGCAUGGAGGUUGAGGCUGCGAGGUGCGAGUGCUGCGGCUUCACGGAGGAGUGCACGCCGGAGUACAUCGCGGCGGUGCGGGCCGAGUACAUGGGCCGCUGGGUCUGCGGGCUCUGCGCGGCGGCCGUGGGCGACGAGAUCCGCCGCGCGGGCGCCCGGGGCCAGCGCGCCAUCACCACGGCCGAGGCGCUCGACCGGCACGGCGCGUUCGCGCGGGAGGCGCCGCGCGCGCCCGGGAAGAAGGCGUCCGAGGAGCUCGUGGCCGCCGUCUCGCGCCUGCUCCGGCGCUGCCUCGACUCGCCGCCGGCGUCCCCCGCCGCGCCGCAGGGGCGCAAGGUGGCCGCGGGGCCCAGGUGCACGGACGCCGAGGAUGAUUGAUCGAGGAUAGCUAGCUCGUGGUGGGUUGUUGCUGUUGCCAAUGAUUGGGCAAAGGCGUCAAGAAUAAUACUUGGGGGGCAUGUGCCUUGUGCGGCUUGCCUGCCGUCCUGAAGAAUGAAUAAUUUGCGUCCUAGCUGAUGAUUGCUCGAGACAGGAGCCAUCAAGCUCCGUAUGAUUGAGCAUGAAGUUAUCACGUAAUGUACUACGUAGCAUUUGUAGUAGUAUCCGGUUGUGUUGAGUAUUAGCUCAGGCUUCGGCUACGCAUUGUAGUCACUCUGUACAAAAGCAUUGUACUGGGGUUAUGCAGCUUCUUGUAAGGUUUUCAGACGGACAUGUAAAGUAGUAUUCAUUGCCUUAA
Molecule: messenger RNA, 997 nt
Organism: Aegilops tauschii subsp. strangulata
Lineage: Eukaryota; Viridiplantae; Streptophyta; Magnoliopsida; Poales; Poaceae
Source: RefSeq, a predicted model, not a curated record